CUGCUGCGGUUGUGGAACGCAUCUACCCACAACUGCCUCACACGCCCCACAACUUUCUUCAACAGCAGCCACAGCCCCAUCCCUCAAUUUGUCUUUCAUCCCAGCAGCAGUUCUAGACACCAACACUCACGGCUACAGGCAAUAUGGACGGUGUCUUUGAGGAGCGCAUCCUUGCGCCAGAGACUACUGACCAGUGGCUCUGGAUCCUUAUUGUAGCAUCCUUUGGCGCCUUCUUCGCCGCUUUCGGUAUCGGAGCCAACGAUGUCGCCAACGCAUUCGCCACCUCCGUGGGCGCGAAGGCCCUGACCAUCAAGCAGGCCGUCGUCCUGGCUGCCAUCUUCGAGUUCGCGGGCGCUGUGUUCCUUGGCUCGCACGUCACCAAGACCAUCCGUAAGGGCAUCGCCGAUAUCGAGUGCUUCGAGGACAACCCUGGCAUCUUGAUGUACGGCAACAUGUGCGUCGUGUACACGACUGGAAUCUGGCUCUUGCUGGCCUCCUUCUUCGAGCUGCCCGUGUCCACCACCCACUCCACCGUCGGAGGCAUCGUCGGGAUGGCCAUGACCUACCGCGGCGCCGACUGCGUGGUCUGGUACGAGGAGGCCGACCUCUUCCCUUACCUCAAGGGUGUGUCCGCCAUCGUGGCCUCGUGGGCGCUGUCCCCCCUCUUUUCCGCUGUGAUCGCCGUGGCGCUGUUCCUGUUUAUGAGGACCUUCGUUCUCCGGUCGCCCGACGCCCACAAGAGGGCUAUCAACGUCUUCCCAUUCCUCGUGACCGCCACCAUCGCCGUCAACGUCUUCUUCAUCGUGUACAAGGGUGCCAAGGGUCUCGGCCUGGACGACACCAGCCUCUCCACCGCGUUCGCCUGGGCCCUGGGCCUGGGGGGGGGGAUCGGCCUGGCCAUGAUCCCCACGGUGCUCCCCUACAUGCGGAGGAACAUUGCCGCCAAGUUCAACGAGGACGGCACCCUGAAGCCGGUUGCCGCGGUGGAGGAGAAGGAGAAGCAGAGCGGCAUGGUAGGGUUCGUAAUGAACCAGAUGAACCAAGACAUCCACUCAAGCGUCAAGGAUUCGGAGUACGUCAGCCAGAUCCACGACAACGCGGAGAAGUUCGACCCCCGCGCGGAGGAGGCCUUCAAGUACGUGCAGGUGUUUACGGCUAUCUGCGACUCCUUCUCGCACGGAGCGAACGACGUUGCCAACGCCAUGGGACCCUUCGCGGGCAUCUACAUCGUCUACACCACGGGAGAGGUUACUACGGAGGGAGACCUCGGGAACGACGCCUUCUGGAUCCUCGCCCUCGGCGGCAUCGGGAUCGUUGCUGGGCUUGCCAUCUACGGGUACAAGAUCAUCGCCGCCAUCGGCGUCAAGAUCGCCAAGAUCACCCCGUCCCGUGGUUUCGCGAUCGAGCUCGGGUCCGCCAUGAUGGUCAUCAUCGGCACUCGGCUCGAGAUCCCCCUCUCCACCACCCACUGCCAGGUCGGGGCCACCACCGGUGUCGCCCUCCUCGAGGGUGCCGGCGGCGUGAACGGCACGGUGCUCGCGAAGGCCGUCUUCGGGUGGAUCAUCACCAUCGUCGUGUGCGCCCUCACGUGCUCCGUGAUCUUCGCGCAGGGGGCCUACGCUCCCUACGUGUACGACACCAUCAUCCUUCCGGAGACCACCUCGUCCUCGUAAUAAAAAAAACAAGCACGGGUGGUGGUACCGGGUCACUUAUUGAGUAGGAACGCGAUUGAGUAGGCAAGCGUUGCCCGGGGCCGCGGCGGCAGCAGGGAUUUUCUUGGCCCCACGGAUAUAGCUUUUGUUUUAUUUUGGGCGGUUCGUCGGUUGUGCUAGGCCCUUCUUCCGCAACUCUCGACUCGGCCUGUCUACCAUGUUUUGUCGGUGCCUAAGGAAGAUGAGGUGUACCCUACCCCCCCCAGGGUGCCCGACGCUCUAGCAUUUGUAUUGUAUGUCCGACGGGUUGUUGCAUCGAUCCAGGCCAAUUGCCUAAAUUUGCUUGCCUGCGUGCUUGCUUGCUUUUUGCCGCGUGGAUGUAUGUGUAUAUCUUGGAGUAGGAGCAUUUUUUACGAGACAUCAAAGGCUGCACGAGCUGUGCAAAACCUGUACUGAACUGGCAUUUGCAGGUGCUACCUGUGGGAGAAUAAUGAAAAGGAACGCAGAUGUUGAGCGGGCUUGAAAAUCGAGACACGGAUGUGUUUUUCCAUCCCUCCCGAACUUUUUUGGUGCCAAGCGUUUUUUCCGCGCUGGUCUCUUGGUAGUUUCACGCCAGUGAAGUCUCUUGUUUGUUUUCACGCCAGCUAGUGCUUGUGAACAUUGCGCAUCGCUUUGGAGGGUGAUCUUGGGCUGCUGCUGCAUGGUUUCCAGCAGUUACGUCCACUUGCCGUAUGUGUUUUUGGUCGGGUGGGGUACGCUCUUCUUCGAGGGUUUUGCCCCGAAGUAGUGGUACAGAUGGCGCCCCCACUUGAGAACCUCUAGUUUCGGCCGAGGCUGGAGUUCUGAUUUCGCUGAUCAUUUUUGCUGAUCAUCCUCUGUGAAUGGUCGCCAUAUGGGUUUUAAGUGCAGGGUGCUUUACCGAGCUCACAAAUGGUGCUCAAGUUUUUACUUCUCUGAUUUUUUGCGAGGGUCAAUUUCUUAAGUACUGAGUUCCGAAGUGCGGGCGCUAUCUGUAGUGGCGAUGUUGUUUUCCGCCGCAUUUGCUCGCCACGACUGGAGUCCCUCUCCGUUUGUCCUGGAGGAGAUGGAUGACUGAAAAAAUAAUUGAACGAUGUUUGUUAUCUUCAAGUUGGGCUGCUGUGCCUUCGCCAAAAAACCUUGACAGAUUCGGUGUUGAUCGCGGGCGUUGCAGCAAGCGCGACGCUAAACAAACAAACGUCGCCCCGCACAAGGACGGCAAUGGCUCAUGUUUUCGCCAAACCUGCCACUACUAGCGAAAAAAAUU
Messenger RNA from Ectocarpus sp. CCAP 1310/34, 2937 nucleotides. Lineage: Eukaryota; Phaeophyceae; Ectocarpales; Ectocarpaceae. The record is from the annotation of a GenBank genome assembly.